UUCAGAGAAUUCAAGCUCGCUCACACAAUGAUGUUUGCAAUAGAUGAGAUAAACAAAGCCACAGAUAUUCUUCCCGGAGUAACACUGGGUUACAUGAUUUACAAUAAGUGUGGAUCCACAGACAUACUUAGAGCAGCAAUGACAUUGGUAAAUGGUGUGGAGAAAUCCCAAAUAUCAGAAAACUGCACCAAACCACAGACAGUCCAAGCAAUUAUUGGACAUUCCGGAUCAACACCAACUAUGAGUUUUGCACGGAUUGUUGGAAGAUUUUAUAUACCGGUGAUCAGUCAUUUUGCUACAUGUGCUUGCUUGAGCAAUAGAAAAGAAUAUCCCUCCUUCUUCAGAACUAUUCCUAGCGAUUACCAUCAGAGCAGAGCGCUGGCCCAGCUGGUCAGACACUUUGGCUGGAUGUGGGUUGGAGCGUUAAGCAAUAAAAAUGAUUACGGAAUAAACGGGAUAACCACAUUCAUUACGGCUGCUCAUGAAGAGGGAGUGUGCAUUGAGUACACUGAAGCCUUCGAAAGUACUGGUCCAUACAACGAAAUACUGAGAAUAGUGAAUAUUAUCAAAAGCUCCACAUCAAAGGUAAUAAUGGCCUUCAUGUCACACAGAGAGAUCAAGAUGCUGGUCGAGGAAUUAUACAGGCAGAACAUUACAGGUCUGCAGUGGAUUGGAAGUGAUGCUUGGAUCACAGAUGAUUCACUUGCAGACGGCCCAGGCCACACUCUGCUCGUCGGGUCUGUAGGAUUUACUGUCCGCAACGCACAGAUCCCUGGACUAGGCCCUUUUCUACGAGAAGUCCAUCCCUCUCAGUUCCCUAACAGCACGUUUCUCAGAGAAUUCUGGGAGUAUGUCUUUGACUGCUCUUUGACUCAGAGUAAGGUAAAAAUGAGCUGUAACGGGUCAGAGCACCUGCGUGAUGUGCAGAACUCCUUCACUGAUGUAACUGAUUUAAGGAUCUCUGAUAAUAUAUAUAAAGCUGUUUAUGCAGUGGCCCAUGCGAUCGAUAACUUGCUUUCAUGUGAGCAAAACAAAAGCUCAACUUCUAAUGCCUGUCUAAAGCUUAAUCAAAUAAAGCCAUGGCAGGUCUUAAACGUCUUGCAAUUGGUCAAUUUUACCACACCCAGUGGUGAAAAUUUCUUUUUUGACAACAACGGAGAUUCCCCAGCGAAGUAUGAGCUGAUCAAUCUGCAAAGUGUUAAUAAAGGAAAAAUGAAGGUCCAAACCAUAGGCUACUAUGAUGCAUCUUUGCCUAAAGGUCAGCGUUUCUCCAUGAACAAUGUUCUGAUAGUCUGGAGAGAAGAAAGUAACGGGGUGCCUGUGUCUGUGUGCAGUGAAAGUUGUCCUUCUGGAACUAGGAAGGCUGUGCAAAAAGGACGACCUGUCUGCUGUUAUGACUGUAUUCCAUGUCCACCAGGAGAGAUCAGUAACAGAACAGAUUCCAUUGCUUGCCUCAAAUGCCCUUUUGCACAAUGGUCAAAUACAAGAGGAGACGCCUGCAUCCCAAAAGAAGUUGAAUUCUUGUCAUAUGAUGAAAUAAUGGGAAUACUUCUAGCAUUGUUUUCAUUAGUUGGGGUUUUUUUCACAAUAGUAACCAUGCUUAUUUUCUACACCUACAGAAGUACACCUAUUGUCAGAGCCAACAACUCAGAGCUGAGCUUCCUGCUGCUCUUCUCAUUGACUCUGUGUUUUCUCUGUUCACUUACUUUCAUUGGUCGCCCCACUGAGUGGUCCUGUAUGUUACGUCACACAGCGUUUGGGAUCACUUUUGUCCUCUGUAUCUCAUGUGUACUGGGAAAAACAAUAGUUGUGAUAAUGGCCUUAAAAGCCACACUUCCAGGAAGUAAUGUCAUGAAAUGGUUUGGGCCUGUACAACAACGUCUUACUGUUCUUGCCUUUACACUUAUACAGGUUCUUAUCUGUGUGCUUUGGUUAACAGUCUCUCCUCCCUUUCCCUUUAUGAAUUUAAAUCAUUAUCAAGACAAAAUCAUUCUAGAAUGUAAUUUAGGUUCAGCUGUAGGUUUCUGGGCUGUGUUGGGUUAUAUUGGUCUUCUGGCUGUCAUCUGCUUUGUUUUAGCUUUCCUUGCACGGAAACUACCUGAUAACUUUAAUGAAGCUAAAUUGAUCACUUUUAGUAUGCUCAUAUUCUGUGCAGUUUGGAUAAGUUUUAUACCGGCUUAUGUAAGUUCACCAGGAAAGUUUAUUGUAGCUGUGGAGAUAUUUGCCAUUUUGGGCUCCAGCUAUGGUUUACUGUUCUGUAUUUUCUUGCCAAAAUGCUAUAUAAUUUUACUGAGACCUGAAUUUAAUACUAAAAAGCUUGUCAUGACAAAAACAUUACAUUAA
Triplophysa rosa is the source of this 2343-nucleotide messenger RNA. RefSeq names its product extracellular calcium-sensing receptor-like. The record is from RefSeq and is a predicted model, not a curated record. Gene Ontology annotation, biological process: G protein-coupled receptor signaling pathway. The transcript is spliced from 5 exons. NCBI's taxonomy places the organism in Eukaryota, Metazoa, Chordata, Actinopteri, Cypriniformes, Nemacheilidae. Gene Ontology annotation, molecular function: G protein-coupled receptor activity. Gene Ontology annotation, cellular component: membrane. The coding region runs from base 28 to 2343 and encodes 771 amino acids.